Molecule: messenger RNA, 843 nt
Organism: Solanum pennellii
Lineage: Eukaryota; Viridiplantae; Streptophyta; Magnoliopsida; Solanales; Solanaceae
Product: viridiflorene synthase-like
Exons: 1
Coding region: 104-646 (180 amino acids)
Molecular function (GO): magnesium ion binding; terpene synthase activity
Source: RefSeq, a predicted model, not a curated record
AGGGGAAAAAAGUAAAAGAAAUACUUAAACGGAAUGCGUAGGUUAUGAAAAGAACAUACAAAUCAACUUAAUGAAGCCAAAUGUCUUUGCUUGUUAUUGACAGAUGAAAGAAAUUGUGAGAAACUAUUUCGUGGAAGCGAAAUGGUUCAUAGAAGGAUAUAUGCCACCAGUUUCUGAAUAUCUUAGCAAUGCAUUAGCUACCAGCACUUAUUACUUGCUUACCACUACAUCCUACUUGGGCAUGAAGUCUGCUACCAAGAAAGAUUUUGAAUGGUUGGCCACGAACCCUAAAAUCCUUGAAGCCAAUGUGACCUUAUGUCGAGUCAUUGAUGACAUAGCCACCUAUGAUGUUGAGAAGGGUAGAGGUCAGAUUGCAACUGGAAUUGAGUGUUAUAUGAGGGAUUAUGGCGUAUCAACACAAGUAGCAAUGGAAAAAUUUCAAGAAAUGGCUGAGACAGCAUGGAAGGAUGUAAAUGAAGGAAUUCUUCGACCAACUCCUGUCUCUGCAAAGAUUCUGACUCGUAUUCUCAAUCUUGCUCGCAUUAUUGAUGUCACUUACAAGCACAACCAAGAUGGAUACACUCAUCCUGAAAAAGUACUAAAACCUCACAUUAUCGCCUUGUUAGUGGACUCUAUUGAAAUUUAAAUUUAAAAUCAUCAAUUGUUGGUUCCCGGCCCCUCAAAUAAGUAUUUGAUCUACAUUUGUUGGUAUCUCUGUAGCUAGCUGGGGUAGGAAAUGCUGACGAUACAUGUUAUCGUGCAGUGAAGUUACCUCUUUCUUGAAUAUUUUUGUAUCAUCAUUGACAUUUAAUUUGAGGGAAAAGGCAUAGAUUCACUUAUGAA